This is a messenger RNA of Exophiala xenobiotica, 1970 nucleotides long. RefSeq lists its product as uncharacterized. The transcript has 2 exons. Gene Ontology annotation, biological process: tRNA wobble position uridine thiolation. Bases 28 to 1098 code for a protein of 356 amino acids. Gene Ontology annotation, molecular function: tRNA binding; sulfurtransferase activity. The record is from RefSeq and is a predicted model, not a curated record. Lineage: Eukaryota; Fungi; Ascomycota; Eurotiomycetes; Chaetothyriales; Herpotrichiellaceae. Gene Ontology annotation, cellular component: cytosol.
CCGCAACAGGCGAUACUUCGAGCAGAUAUGGCUGUCGACACCUGUGUCGAGUGCCGUGAGCGCGAUGCCGCCUUGAAUAUCAGGAACAGGCGCUUAUGUGCCGCCUGUUUCAGCUACUAUGUGCAUUCCAAAAUCUUGAAGCGGAUGGAGUCAUAUCGAUUCAAGAACUCGUCUGGCAAUCAGAAGCAUCGGGUGUUCCUCCCACUGUCUGGAGGCACUUCGUCUCUUGUUCUGCUACAAGUGCUUGAUGCUCAGCUUCACAAGCAGAUCGCGAACCGCAAUAGAACAUCCUAUGAUAUUGUUGUCGCACGAGUCGUUCUGCCCGAAGACCAUGACUCCACAGCUAUCAAGAACGACUAUGAAGACCUGAAACAAAGGUUUUCCACGCACAAUUUUCUACCUCUGCUUUCGAUGCACGAGGUACUACGACUGGAUAGCAAUAUUGACCGGGAUUUGAAACACCUUGGAAUCGUGCGCCGGGAGGAUGAAUCCGACGGAGACUUCUUUCUGCGGAUCCUAUCUUGCACCACUUCUGCAACCACGAGGUCAGAUCUACAGUCGAUUUUGUUGAAGCGCCUUUUAGUAGCCACGGCAAGGGACCAGAAAUGUACGAGUGUCUUGUGGGGUCAUUCGGACACUCGUCUCGCCGCACUGGCGCUUGCAGAUGUGGCCAAAGGCCGAGGUGGGUCUGUCUCUUCUACUAUUGCUGAUGGUCAAUCGAUGCGUGGGAUCAACUUCAGUUAUCCUGUUCGUGACCUCUUCAAAGCUGAACUUCAGGCUUAUGCUCAAGUGGCUUCCGAGUAUUGCUUGGAAAGAGGCGUAGACAACGAUGCCCCGGCUCAACAACCCGCAAGCAUACGAACGACCUCAAUCGACAACCUUCUGAACACUUACAUUACGUCUCAGAGUGAGAAGUACCAAAGCAUCGUGGCGAAUGUGGUGCGAACAGCGAGCAAACUCGAAGUCAAGCGACCAAAUGAUAUUGCUGUUUCAUGCCCUGUCUGCAUCAUGCCCGUUGUGGAGGCUACUAGGAUCUUGACAUCAUACUCGGGCUUAUGCUAUGGAUGCGAAAGAAUGAAACACGAUGUUAGGCCGUGAAGUCUCUGGACCCGACGAACCACGAACUACGGUAGCACAGGUCAGACUGUGUUGAACAAUGCAGAUCCCGUCCUUCAACGCAGCCUUCCUAAGCGAACAAGCCAGCAAUGAUAAUGUCCGUUCAAUUUAUCGCUCAAUACAAUGUAUUGCAUGCUAUCUCUCAAGUCUCUAGCAUUCGCAAACCAGGACCUCCCGACAAUCAACAUCAGCGCGUGCGUGCUGGCAGUGACGGCGCACCAGUUUCUCCUCGCUCAACAUCACGACGAUCUCUGUGCGAUCUGCCAUUCUCGCGUCGGGAGGUAUAUCGGGGGGGAGGGCCAUUUUGAUUGUUCAAGAGUUGUUCAUCGCCCUGGUAAUCGUAUUCGUCUGGCAGACUGGGAUCUGCUAUAUUUGCAUGCGGCGUACCCUUGAUUCUCUUUGCGCCACGUUCGCGCAGCACUUUCUCCAGCAAUAUCACGUUCCUGGUAUUGCAUUUGUAAACGGCAUCCGCAAUGUCACCGAUGAAUGGUACCAAGCCAAUGCCAAAGUCGAUUGCCAUGUUCAACACCAUGCGGCUUUUGAUGGAGGAAGGUAGCUCGACGGAGCAGCACGUUCGGUACACCAUGAAGGCCAACAAAAGGUCGGCUACGUCACCAAUCCUGCUAUAGGCCGAUAACAGCUCCCCAUCCGAAUCUAGUUCCGCAGAAGUUUCCAAGAGAGAGGUCGACGCGGUACGCUCUCCUCUUGGCCUUUGUGAGGAUCUUCUCUUCUUCUGGAGUCAGACCAGGUGGGAGAGCCCUCUUUCUCUUCUUGGUCGUCUUGUAAAGUCCUCCUAGUCUGGUCGCCGGGACUGUCUCGAAGUAGGGAUCCUGCGCAUGUUAGCAAGUCAAGAC